Messenger RNA from Angiostrongylus costaricensis, 3537 nucleotides. The record is from the annotation of a GenBank genome assembly. Lineage: Eukaryota; Metazoa; Nematoda; Chromadorea; Rhabditida; Metastrongylidae.
AUGUAUCGUGGUGGUAUUUGUCUAUCUCGUGCGCUUGUGUGUAUUUGUGAUUAUGAGAAUGGCAGUAAAAACAUGUUUUUCAUAAUUUGGGAUCCGCAAGAUGAAGAUGGUGAUGUUAAUGUCCCUCUCACUUCUCAAGCAUCGUUGUCGCGGUGUCCACCUUCGACUUCUCAGGAACUCAGUGGCAUGUCAUUAUCACCAGUAAUUGUGCCGUCUGUUUUACAGUCAUCUGACGAAAUAGUUGUUUUUAAAACGCUAGAACGAAUAGAAGAUGCUCUGUUAAAGCAUUGUUACUAUCCUAGGAAGGUAUCACAAACCACUGACGUACUUCUGCAGAAAAAUAUGAAGAAGUUGGAAAUGACCACGACGUUAUCCUCUAAAGUUCCACUGAAUUCUGUUCACUCUCAGGGUAGAUAUUUAAAUGACACCGUGCCAAAAAAUGAUAAGACACCAGGAAUUCUUCCUUAUGUCUCAAAGGCGAGGUAUCCUAACAUGAUGGAUGUUAACUUUCGACGACGACCUGGGAACAAAACAGUGAGUUCAAGUUGCCUUAUCGGCCUCGUCACCUUUGCUUUCAAACACGGGAAGUUAUUGGAAGAGUAUGCGCUUAUUUUCGAGAAUUUGCGAAAAGAUUUUCCGCGUAGUCUUGGCAAUAACAUCGCUGGCACUCCAUUCGAAAAUCCGGAUCGUAUGGCGUCUCAUGCCACAGGCUUCACUAUACCUACCAUCCGAAGAUGUGGAGAGCGCAUGGAAGCUGUGCCUUUAUGCACCUAUCGCCCUGGAUCGGUACCAACAGACGAAGAGCUCUCUAACUUGUCGGUAACAUUUUCGGACGAGCCAUGGUAUGCCAGUUCAAAGGGUCGGGCUCGACCAAUGCCAACAAUACGAAGAAGACCUAGAAAGCGAUCAUUACUGUCUUUAGUUAGCACAUCUGAAGCCGAGGACCCUGAUGACGAGAAAAUUGUUGACAACGUUGAUCUUGAAGAGCUUGAAGAAAAUGAGGAUGGCAUUCCCAUGCGGCGAAGAUCGCAGAGAAUUCGGAAUCAGCGAAGAGCCAAGCUACUUAUACGUCUAAAGGGGAAGAAUCACGAGCAGAAAUCAGCCAGUCUUUUGAAGAGUGAUAACGGAAAGAAAGGACAUGUCGGCGAAGAAGGCACAAAUUUGUAUAAAGGAAAUGUCGGCGAAGAAGUCACAACUUUGGAUACGACGUACUGUGGAGACUCGAUGAAACAACUCAGCAUUUGUACUAUGGAUGCCGACAGCGACAGGAAGGAUCGUCAUGCACCUACGAUUAAACGUUCAAGAAGUGCAACCAAAAUUCCUAUUUCUACCGCUACGAGCGUCAAGGAAAUAAGCUCGUUCACUCAAAUUCCAAUGUGCACUGAAGACACAACAGUAACAAUCGUCGAACGCACGGAUCGAACCGUGGUUGUAGAUCCGACACCUAAUGUCAUGUUGAACAGCAUCGUCGACAGUGGAGAAAUGAGUGUGAGACAUCCGGAAUUUGAAAACAGGGAGAUCACUCUAAAUCAAAAGUCUGUUGACGGAAAUACUAACAGUACACCGAUUGAGUCUUGUGGAAAUUUCGAUAUCUACGGUCAGCAGUUUCCAAAUGUUUACGAUCAUCAGGAUAUGUCCUGUGAGUGGAAUUCCGCUCAAAUCUUUGACCAUGUCAACACUUAUGGGCUAUAUUCGAUGGAUACAUCGUCUCCGUACCAAGAUGCUGAAAAGAGGCCAGAAAUCAAUGAGGAUAUGUUCGACCAUUUUGGUUUUCGAACCCAAUAUCCAACGUGGAACAAUUCCAUUAUCAAUGAUCCGAACAACAUCUAUACAGCACCUGUACUACAAGAAUCUUAUACAGGAAAUGACUAUUCCGUCGAGAAAUCGAAUAGUCUGAUGUAUUGUGCUCCUCAAUACUUUACUAGUAACGAGGUUUCUGGGCUUCCACCUCUGCGUGAUAGUUACGAGAUUCGUGGACUUCCAUUCGUGCAUGAUAGUAACGAGAUUCCGGGGCUUCCAACCGUACGUGAGAGUGACGGGAUUCCUGCACUUUCGUUCGUACCUGAUAGUAACGAGAUUCCUGGACUUCCAUCCGCCAACGAAACACUUAUGGAGGUCCGUACGUCCAAUGUCCCAAGAGAGCCAAUUGAGUGUUACAAAAAUGAAAUGUAUAAGAGAUAUGUGGUGGAAACGGCAAGCGAGAACAUCAAUGAAUCAGCUAGUGCUUCUUGCUCACAAUUUGAGCCGGUAGUUGUUCAGUCGAACGAUGAAUUUCGCGAAGACACUUUUGCAUUUGAAACACCUGUUGUGGAAGAGCGUUGUUCGUCGUCCUGCAAAAGGUCUCUGUCUAAUGUCGGCGAUUAUAUGUGUGAAUCGACCAAGACUAUAAUUGCACGAGCUCGUUUCUUUUUCCACAGAUUUUAUAAUCACCUUUUCUGGUAUGGAAAAAUUCCAACCGGAUCGCUUGACGAUCCUGACGAAGUGACAUCGCAGGCUACUGGUGUUAGUGUAGAAAUCGUUCGCGAAUGUACUGAUUUGCGGUAUCCGUCGUCGAUUAAAGGGAUUUCGAAAGCGAAUGAGUCUGUCAUAGAACGAGGAAAGCUUACAUGUGAUAGCCCCCUUCUGACUCCUAAUCAAAGCGUUGAGGUGACUUCCGACGAAGAGUCACUUGAUUCUACACAGGUGCCUUCCGAAGGUUGGACUCUUGAUUCUACGCAGAUGCGUUCGGAAGAAGGGACACUGGAUUCUGCGCUUGUGCCUUCCGAAGUACAUGAUUCUACAAAGAUGCCUUGGGAAGAAGGGAGACUUGGUUCUAUACAGGUGCCUUCCGAAGGUUGGACUCUUGAUUCUACGCAGAUGCGUUCGAAUGAAGAGACACUGGAUUCUGCGCUUGUGCUUUCCGAAGAAGGGUUACAUGAUUCUACAAAGAUGCCUUGGGAAGAAGGGACACUUGGUUCUACACAGGUGACUUCAGAAGAUGGGAUCCUCGAUUGUACACAAGUGCUUUUCGAAGAAGGGAUACAUGAUUCUACAAUGAUGCCUUCCAAAGUAAGGGCACUUGCACUUGAUUCUACACAGGUGACUUCCGAGGAUGGGACAGUUAAUUCUAUGCAGGACUUGAAUAUUGAUGAAGAAUGCAGUGAAGAAGUGCAGAAGGAAAAGAAUCUGGGGUUUGAGAGACGGUGGUCUUCGAGGAUUAAGAAUCAGCGCAAAGUGUACUAUGGAGAUAAACCACGUCGGAAGACAGUUAGUCAAGACCUUCCAGAUACUGGUCAUUCCGUUAAAAAUAAUGGUGAAGCUAAAAUCGAAAACAGUGGAAUUUGGGAAAGACGUCGUCGACUAUCAGAAAGAAAGAAGCGUCCGCGUCGAGCAUUCUCUCCAACCGAUGACCCGAGGUCAACGAAGGGGUUACUAUUGGUGGGGCCCGUCUGCAGAGGAUUGCGAUUUGUACGAGAGAAUCAAUCGGAUCAGUCAUCAUCGAAUUUGUUGGACAUUGUAAGUGUAGAAUUAGAAGACGGCGAUGGUGGGAGCGUUUGA